Oncorhynchus kisutch (coho salmon) is the source of this 5506-nucleotide messenger RNA. RefSeq names its product cyclic nucleotide gated channel subunit alpha 1b (gene cnga1b). Gene Ontology annotation, biological process: monoatomic cation transmembrane transport. NCBI's taxonomy places the organism in Eukaryota, Metazoa, Chordata, Actinopteri, Salmoniformes, Salmonidae. The record is from RefSeq and is a predicted model, not a curated record. Gene Ontology annotation, cellular component: intracellular cyclic nucleotide activated cation channel complex; plasma membrane. Gene Ontology annotation, molecular function: intracellularly cGMP-activated cation channel activity; protein-containing complex binding; cGMP binding. The transcript is spliced from 16 exons. The coding region runs from base 237 to 2366 and encodes 709 amino acids.
UCCUCGAGACACACAGAGUUUUACCUGGAAUAUUUCAAACGCUUCCAAUUUGUGGUGUGUGACGCGGGGUCAGGUCCGAGCCAAGGGGUUUCCAUGACGAUGAGCGAGCACCCUGGUUGGUGGACGGUACCACUGCAGGAGUUCUGUGUGUAGAAAGAGAGGAAGGGGAAUGUCUUUAGCUAACUAGGGGCAGGAAUAACCUAGCAACAGGAAACCAGGAGGAAGAAGUUCCUGCGAUGUCAGUGAAGGUGACCCCUGUGACCCCUGCUGGCCCCGCCCACCCCCAGCCCUGCUCUCCGCCACUCAUCGUUCUGCAGGAUAUGGAGGGGGAGACAGAGGAGAGGGGCGAGGUACACAGGUGUUUAAGGAGCUCCGGUGUGCAGGUUCCAUUCAACAUGAACAACAGCAACAGCAACGAGGAAGAGGAACAGAAGAAGAAGACAAGUAAAAAGGAGAGGAAAGAGAAAAAGGAGAGGAAAGAGAAAAAGGAGAAAGAAAAACAGGAGAAAAGGGAGAGAAAGGAACAGAAGAAGAAGGAGAAAGAGGAGAAGGAGUUGAAGGAGAAAGAGGAGAAGGAGAAGAAGGAGAAAGAGGAGAAGGCCAAAGCUGAAGCGCCUAAAGAGAUCACAGUGAUAGACCCAGCAGGUAACAUGUAUUAUAACUGGCUCCUUGUCAUCACCAUUCCUGUAAUGUACAACUGGACCCUCAUCAUAGCCAGGGCCAGUUUUGAGGAGCUCCAGACAGACUUUCUGAUCUACUGGUUCAUCAUAGACUGUGUCUCUGAUGUGGUCUACCUGGCGGAUAUGGUGUUCAGGACCAGGACAGGUUACCUGGAACAGGGUCUGUUGGUGAAGGAUCAGAAGAAGCUGAUAGAUCGCUACAUAAACAGUCUCCAGUACAAACUAGACCUGAUCUCCAUGAUCCCUACUGACAUCUUCUAUGUGUACUUCGGACUCAACUACCCCGAGAUACGACUCAACAAGCUGUUCAGAAUCAACAGGAUGUUGGAGUUCUUUCAGAGGACAGAGACUAGGACCAACUUCCCCAACGUUCUGCGUAUCUCCAUCCCUCCCUUGUUCCCUCUCUCUCUCUACCUCCAUCGAUCCAUUCAUCCCUCAAUCUCUCUCUAUGUUAUCACCAGGAUGUUGGAGUUCUUUCAGAGGACAGAGACUAGGACCAACUUCCCCAACGUUCUGCGUAUCUCCAACCUCGUCAUGUACAUCGUCAUCAUCAUACACUGGAACGCUUGUCUUUACUACUCUUUCUCCAAGGCGAUUGGUUUCGGAGCUAAUAAGUUUGUGUACCCCGACACGACGGACCCUGAGUUUGGCCGUUUGGUCCGGAAAUAUGCCUACAGCAUGUACUGGUCGACCCUGACACUCACAACUAUCGGAGAGACUCCUCCCCCUGUACAGAACUCUGAGUACUUCUUCGUCGUCACAGACUUCCUGGUUGGCGUGUUGAUCUUUGCUACCAUCGUCGGUAACGUCGGUUCCAUGAUCACCAACAUGAACGCUGCCAGGGCAAACUUCCAGGCCAGGAUAGAUGCCAUCAAACAGUACAUGACUUUCAGAAAGGUCACCAAGGACCUGGAGAAGAGGGUGAUCAAGUGGUUUGACUACCUGUGGACCAAUAAGAAGGCAGUAGAUGAGAGGGAGGUGCUAAAGUUCCUUCCUGAUAAACUCAGGGCUGAGAUCGCUAUCAACGUACACCUGGACACACUGAAGAAGGUGCGUAUCUUUGCUGACUGUGAGGCUGGUCUCCUGGUAGAGUUGGUAUUGAAGCUUCAGCCUCAGGUCUACAGUCCAGGUGAUUACAUCUGUAAGAAGGGAGACAUCGGACGAGAGAUGUACAUCAUCAAGGAAGGGAAGCUGGCCGUUGUCGCCGACGACGGGAUCAAACAGUUCGUUGUCCUUAGCGAUGGGAGCUACUUCGGGGAGAUCAGUAUUCUGUCCAUAAAGGGUUCCAGGGCUGGAAACAGGAGGACUGCUAACAUCAGGAGUGUUGGGUACUCUGACCUGUUCUGCCUCUCUAAAGACGACCUCAUGGAGGCCUUGUCGGAGUAUCCUGAUGCUAAAGCCAUGUUGGAGGAGAAGGGACGGCAGAUCCUGAUGAAGGACAACCUGCUGGACCUGGAGGUGGCGGCGCAGGGCCCGGACCCCAAGGACAUGGAAGAGAAGGUGGAGAGGAUGACAGCAACGCUGGAGUCCCUCCAGACGCGAUACGCCCGGCUCCUCGCCGAACACGAGGCGGGCCAGAGCAGACUGAAACGCAGAGUCACCCGGCUGGAGAAGAAAGUGGUGGCUCCAGUCCAGGAGGUCGAGGAGCUAGGGGUGGAGAUGGGUACCGUGGCAACCACAGAGUAGAAGAAAUAGUCCCGCUGUUCUGUGUUCAUUAUGUUUUUGAGGAAGGUCUUACCUACCUACUAUAGUUGACUGACUGGACGUCGCUCUGGGUGUUCGCUAAAUUACCAUAAUGUAACGAUGUCAGAGCAAAGCAGAGCAACGUGGUUGGGAAAGGAACACUGAACAACAACAGCACGUGUCAAUGGCAUCCAGGUGGUAGAGGAAUUAGAGUGACACCAAGAGUUGACUGACCUCUCAGUAUCUGGAGUGGGUUGUUCCACAGGUGACCAAAAGAGCCAUAGGGGAAAACAGCAUAGUCUACUUGAUAUACAGUCUUUUCUGAAUCGGUACAAAGAGAAUGACAGAUCAGAAUAACUUUUUAUUGUUGUUGUCUUGUUCUGUCCACCAAAUAUUCACCACCACUUGAUGUAUAACCUCUAAAAGCCCCAUGAUGUAUAACCUCUAAAAGCCCCAUGAUGUAUAACCUCUAAAAGCCCCAUGAUGUAUAACCUCUAAAAGCCCCAUGAUGUAUAACCUCUAAAAGCCCCAUGAUGUAUAACCUCUAAUAGCCCCAUGAUGUAUAAACUCUAAAAGCCCCAUGAUGUAUAACCUCUAAAAGCCCCAUGAUGUAUAACCUCUAAAAGCCCCAUGAUGUAUAACCUCUAAAAGCCCCAUGAUGUAUAACCUCUAAAAGCCCCAUGAUGUAUAACCUCUAAAAGCCCCAUGAUGUAUAACCUCUAAAAGCCCCAAAAGCCCCAUGAUGUAUAACCUCUAAAAGCCCCAUGAUAAAUAACCUUUAAAAGCCCCAUGAUGUAUAACCUCUAAAAGCCCCAUGAUAAAUAACCUUUAAAAGCCCCAUGAUGUAUAACCUCUAAAAGCCCCAUGAUAAAUAACCUUUAAAAGCCCCAUGAUGUAUAACCUCUAAAAGCCCCAUGAUAAAUAACCUUUAAAAGCCCCAUGAUGUAUAACCUUUAAAAGCCCCAUGAUGUAUAACCUCUAAAAGCCCCAUGAUAAAUAACCUUUAAAAGCCCCAUGAUGUAUAACCUCUAAAAGCCCCAUGAUGUAUAACCUCUAAAAGCCCCAUGAUGUAUAACCUCUAAAAGCCCCAUGAUGUAUAACCUCUAAAAGCCCCAUGAUGUAUAACCUCUAAAAGCCCCAUGAUGUAUAACCUCUAAAAGCCCCAAAAGCCCCAUGAUGUAUAACCUCUAAAAGCCCCAUGAUAAAUAACCUUUAAAAGCCCCAUGAUGUAUAACCUCUAAAAGCCCCAUGAUAAAUAACCUUUAAAAGCCCCAUGAUGUAUAACCUCUAAAAGCCCCAUGAUAAAUAACCUUUAAAAGCCCCAUGAUGUAUAACCUCUAAAAGCCCCAUGAUAAAUAACCUUUAAAAGCCCCAUGAUGUAUAACCUUUAAAAGCCCCAUGAUGUAUAACCUCUAAAAGCCCCAUGAUAAAUAACCUUUAAAAGCCCCAUGAUGUAUAACCUCUAAAAGCCCCAUGAUGUAUAACCUCUAAAAGCCCCAUGAUGUAUAACCUCUAAAAGCCCCAUGAUGUAUAACCUCUAAAAGCCCCAUGAUGUAUAACCUCUAAAAGCCCCAUGAUGUAUAACCUCUAAAAGCCCCAAAAGCCCCAUGAUGUAUAACCUCUAAAAGCCCCAUGAUAAAUAACCUUUAAAAGCCCCAUGAUGUAUAACCUCUAAAAGCCCCAUGAUAAAUAACCUUUAAAAGCCCCAUGAUGUAUAACCUCUAAAAGCCCCAUGAUAAAUAACCUUUAAAAGCCCCAUGAUGUAUAACCUCUAAAAGCCCCAUGAUAAAUAACCUUUAAAAGCCCCAUGAUGUAUAACCUUUAAAAGCCCCAUGAUGUAUAACCUCUAAAAGCCCCAUGAUAAAUAACCUUUAAAAGCCCCAUGAUGUAUAACCUCUAAAAGCCCCAUGAUGUAUAACCUCUAAAAGCCCCAUGAUGUAUAACCUCUAAAAGCCCCAUGAUAAAUAACCUUUAAAAGCCCCAUGAUGUAUAACCUCUAAAAGCCCCAUGAUGUAUAACCUCUAAAAGCCCCAUGAUGUAUAACCUCUAAAAGCCCCAUGAUAAAUAACCUUUAAAAGCCCCAUGAUGUAUAACCUUUAAAAGCCCCAAAAGCCCCAUGAUGUAUAACCUUUAAAAGCCCCAUUAUGAAUAACCUUUUAAAAGCCCCAUUAACAAUAACCUUCAAAAUAAAUGAUUGUUAUUAUUUGUUGUUUAGAAAGUGAUUUAUUUUAUAUUAUUAUGUAAUAUAUUCUCACUAUUAAAGUAUCCGAUGUCUCUAGGUGAUAUCUGAUGUAAAAUACUACUUCAUUGAUAUGUGAUAUCUGAUGUAAAAUACUACUUCAUUGAUAUGUGAUAUCUGAUGUAAAAUACUACUUCAUUGAUAGGUGAUAUCUGAUGUAAAAUACUACUUCAUUGAUAUGUGAUAUCUGAUGUAAAAUACUACUUCAUUGAUAGGUGAUAUCUGAUGUAAAAUACUACUUCAUUGAUAGGUGAUAUCUGAUGUAAAAUACUACUUCAUUGAUAGGUGAUAUCUGAUGUAAAAUACUACUUCAUUGAUAGGUGAUAUCUGAUGUAAAAUACUACUUCAUUGAUAGGUGAUAUUUGAUGUAAUAUUAUUAACAAUAAUACAUACUUUAUUAUGCUGCACAGUAGAAUUUAUAUAAUUUCCAAACGAUCCACAACAUACAGUCGGCCUACAAACAUUUGGUAAAUUACAAACAAUAAAUUAUUACAGUAUUUGAAGUGUCAAAAUACUUAUUAUAGUAGGCCUAGCCUUUAGAAAGCUGAUGGGAUCCUCCUCUUUUUAAUAGAGGCCAUCUGUCACGCCUUGGUCUUAGUAUUUUGUGUUUUCUUUAAUUAUUUGUUCAGGCCAGGGUGUGACAUGGGUUUAUUGUGUUGUCGUAUUGGGGUUUUUGUAGGCAUUGGGAUUGUGGCUGAUUAGGGGUGUGUCUAGCAUAGGCCUACUUAUUGAAUAUGUUUAAUUAAUCAAUCAUUGAACGGAUCAAUGGAUAGGUGAAUUGGUGGUUUGGUUGGAUCAAUAUGUUGGAAAUAAAAGCUAGUUGUUGUAAAGUAUUGUUACCGUAGUGAUGAGCGAUGGUAUAGUAUAAAGUUGAAGCACUGCAAUAAAGACAUUUUAUAAGGAA